Molecule: messenger RNA, 2034 nt
Organism: Amphibalanus amphitrite
Lineage: Eukaryota; Metazoa; Arthropoda; Thecostraca; Balanomorpha; Balanidae
Product: carboxypeptidase N subunit 2-like
Exons: 1
Coding region: 174-1658 (494 amino acids)
Cellular component (GO): extracellular matrix
Molecular function (GO): protein binding
Source: RefSeq, a predicted model, not a curated record
CGACGCUUCGCCCGUGGCUGAGUGUCAAUUUGCAGCUCAGGCUGACAGUCUAGCCUUCUUUUCGUUCUUUUCAAGAACGGCGAGUGUGUCGAUCUAGUGUGCUUCAAAUAUCUCGUAAUCUCCUCCCGCUAGAGGCUUCUCGUUCCAACGAUCUUCAGAAUUCAACCGAGGCAAUGUCUCGUGGACUGUUAUCGCAUCUGCUGACUUGCUGCGUGACCUCGGCUCUUCUCACCGGCCUGGGCCGCGCUGCGCCCGCCAGUGCAUCGUGCGAAUCGACCGAAUGUCUCACGGAGGCGCUGCUCCGUCUCGAACUGGAGCUCGGUCAGCUGAAGAAGCACGUCCGCAACCUGGAGCAGUCUGCCUGGCCGAUCGAGGGGGGCAGCGUCGCCUGGCAGAAGUGCCGCAAGGGCGUGUGCCACUGCGGCCGGCACAGUCGCACGGUGAGCUGCCAGCAGCUGAGAGGUCUGAACAGCGUCCCUCGACGUCAGGUGAUCCCCGACAGCGUCGAGGUGCUUCAUCUCUCGCACACUCACAUCGAUGCGAUUCACGAGAACGCGUUCCGUGGUUUGUUUCGACUCAAAGAGCUGUACGUGAGUGAGAACCUGCUGGAGGUGCUGCCUGCGAAGCUAUUCUAUGAUCUUGAGAACCUGAGUGUUUUGAACCUGCGAGGGAAUCGUAUCACAGAGCUGGAAAAGGAUCUGCUGGUGAACAAUCGCUUACUUACUGUGCUGGACUUGUCCGAUAACCGGCUCACCGAAAUUUACGAGCAGGAGUUCUCGGCUCUGAGCGUUCUGAAUUACCUGACGCUGCGUAACAACGCCAUCGUCUCCCUCCGACCGGACACUUUCCGCUACCUGCGCAGUCUGGAGCACUUGGAUCUAUCCGGCAACCGGCUGUCCUCUUUACCCGAGACUCUCUUCAGCAGCCUCAAGGUGCUGCAGAUCCUCAACCUCAGCGAGAACCGCAUCGCGGCGCUGGCCGAUAUGACGUUCGGCGAAAACGUGCGCCUGGUGACGCUGGACCUGCAUCAGAACGCGCUGGAGAACCUGUCGGAGCCUCUGCUGCAGAACACCACCUCCGUGACCUACCUGGACCUCUCUGCCAACCGGCUCAGCAGGGUCAGCGACCGCCACUUCGAGCGCCUGCUCUUCCUCAGACACCUGUUCCUCGGCUACAACAAGAUCAAGCACCUGGAGAACGGCACGUUCACGGCGCUCACCAGCCUCGAGCAUCUGUUCCUCUUCGGAAACUCGAUGACAAGGGUGGAUAACGGUGCGUUUCGCGGACUGCACCAGCUGAAGUGGCUGCUCCUCAACGACAAUGACAUCAAAACGCUGCCUGCGAAUGUGUUCAAGGACCUGGGAAGUCUGGAGAGACUACAGCUGAACAGCAAUGAGUUCCACAGCCUGGCGACCGGCCUGCUGGACAACCUUCCUCGCCUGCGGCAGGUUCAGCUCGGAAAGAAUCCGUGGCACUGCGACUGCUUCAUCCUCUACCUGACCCACUGGCUGAAGGUGAACCGCGACAAGCUGUGGGACCGCCAGCCCAAGUGCCGAGGGCCAGGCGACCUCGGCGGCAGCUACGUGAUCAACAUGACCUUCAACGACGUCUGUGACGGCCAGUGGCGCUCUAUGGUCAGCAUCAAGGGACGCGUCUAAGGAGCACCGAGGGGUGAACUCGUCAUUUAGAGAUUGUGUCAUUGGAAUGUUGAAUCUGUGUCUAUAAGAGAGCCGAGAGGCGUGAAUUAAAUGGAUACCUAUCAGCCGCGAACACAUUUGAAAAUCAAUAUCGCAAUGAGUAGAGGAGAGCAGCAGUCACAGCUGUCAUGGCUACAGUACAUCGCCUUCAAUACCGGAAAGAAUGACAAAUGAAAAGUAGACCCAACUUGUAUUAUCUUGAUACCUAACAUUAAAAUUGAUCGAAUUAGGUAUCACCUGAACAUGAGUUCAAAUGGUAUAUUUAAUAAUGCGAAAGUUUAUUGAAUAUAAACAUUUCAAAUGUCAAUCGAUGUUUCACUGGAAACACAUGAAGCCA